Messenger RNA from Aspergillus calidoustus, 789 nucleotides. NCBI's taxonomy places the organism in Eukaryota, Fungi, Ascomycota, Eurotiomycetes, Eurotiales, Aspergillaceae. The record is from the annotation of a GenBank genome assembly.
AUGAAGAAACCAACAAUCGUCUUCGUCCCCGGCGCCUGGCACCCACCAACAGCCUACGAUCUCCUUCUCCCACCUCUCCACGCAGCCGGAUACACCACGACAUACGUCUACCUCCCCAGUGUCGGCGCCGCAGCACCUGUCGCAUUCGAGGAUGACGUCGCCGCUGUCCGGAGAGUCGUGGCAGGCCUUGUGGAGCUGGGCAGGGAGGUCGUCGUGGUCUCGCACUCGUAUGGAGCGAGUCCAGCGACGGAGGCGCUCAAGGGUCUUGCGAGGAAGGAGCAACAAGAGAAAGGAAUGAGUGGGGCAGUGAUCCAGCUCCUCUACAUUGCGGCGAUUGUUCCGACCAAGGGCGUUACUCCUGUCGAGGCAUUUGGGCCUAUGAAGCCUAAGGAGGAGGGAGGAUCGUGGAUAGUGAACAACGAUUUGGGGGGCGGGUUUGUGUCAGUGAGGAACCCUGAAGAGUGCUUUUACCAUGAUCUUUCGCCUGAGGUUGCCAAGUAUCAUGCCUCCUUGCUGCGGCCGCAGUUCCAGCCGACUGGCUCGAGCCCCUUGACAUAUGAGGCAUAUAGAGAUAUCCCAGCAGCGUAUAUAUUCUGCACAGAAGACCGUGCGUUUCCGAUAGCUGGCCAGAGAAAGGUGGUACAGACGACGGGGAUCCAGCGAACGACGUCGCUGAAGGCAGGCCACUCACCGUUCCUCUCUGAGCCAAAUGGUUUGGUGGACUUUAUCCGCGAACUAAUGGAGGAAAACUGUGGAUGGCGUCGUGUAUUUCCCUUGCAUUUCCUGUAG